AUGGAUGCGAGAGGAGACACAUCUGUAAGGCGCCUGCAGUGUUGGAGCACAAUCUUCACAAGACUGCGACUCGCACUGAGACCCUGCAACUCCUCAUCCGUAAUAGCAGUGCAUCUCAAGUCAAGCACACGCAGGACAGGCAGUCUGCCAAGGGCACCAACAGUUCUCACUCCUCCUUCAGACCCACACGGGUACACCUCCUCCAGUGUCUCGAUGGAUGCGAGAGGAGACACAUCUGUAAGGUGCNGCACCCAAACUCCUCACUCUUUCGCAUCCAGACUUAUUCAACUCUUCCAGCGUCUCGAUAGAUGCGAGAGGAGACACAUCUGUAAGGCGCCUGCAGUGUCGGAGCACAAUCUUCACAAGACUGCGGCUGACACUGAGAUUCUGCAACUCCCUGUCUGUAAUAGCAGUGCAUCCCAAGUCAAGCACACGCAGGACAGGCAGCCUGCCAAGCGCACCAACAGUCCUCACACCUUCACACCCAGACAGAUCCACCUCUUCCAGUGUCUCGAUGGAUGCGAGAGGAGACACAUCUGUAAGGCGGUUGCAGUGUUGGAGCACAAUCUCCACAAGACUGCGACUCACACUGAGACCCCACAACCCCCCGUCUGUAAUAGCAGUGCAUCCCAAGUCAAGCACACGCAGGACAGGCAGCCUGACAAGGGCACCAACAUUCUUCACACCUUUACACCCAUUCAGAUCCACCUCUUCCAGCGUCUCAAUGGAUACGAGAGGAGACACAUCUGUAAGGUACACGCAGUUUUCGAGUACAAUCCUCACAAGACUGCGACUCGCACUGAGAACCUCCAACUCCUCGUCUGUAAUAGCAGUGCAUCCCAAGGCAAGCACACGUAG
Messenger RNA from Trypanosoma grayi, 858 nucleotides. RefSeq lists its product as hypothetical. The coding region runs from base 1 to 858 and encodes 285 amino acids. The record is from RefSeq and is a predicted model, not a curated record. NCBI's taxonomy places the organism in Eukaryota, Euglenozoa, Kinetoplastea, Trypanosomatida, Trypanosomatidae. The transcript has a single exon.